Messenger RNA from Hermetia illucens (black soldier fly), 1091 nucleotides. RefSeq lists its product as uncharacterized. Gene Ontology annotation, molecular function: chitin binding. NCBI's taxonomy places the organism in Eukaryota, Metazoa, Arthropoda, Insecta, Diptera, Stratiomyidae. Gene Ontology annotation, cellular component: extracellular region. The record is from RefSeq and is a predicted model, not a curated record. The transcript has 2 exons. The coding region runs from base 1 to 993 and encodes 330 amino acids.
AUGGUGGUUGCAGCGGCCUCCGAGGACCAUUCACCCGAAUCAGGACCUGUGACGAUUAGUUUUAUAGCGGCAAUACCAGAAACUGUUUUCAACUUUUCUUUUCAGUUUAAUUUAGUUGCGAGUGAUACUUGCAACCCGCCAACCACAGGAUGCGAUACGGCGGCCGCUAAUGCUGCAUGUACUGACACAUCAGUCGUAUGUAAAAUUGACGAUACCUCCUUUUUGUAUUGUCCAAAAGUAGCAAACGCAGAUCAAGUCUGGAUUACAGCCAAUUGUCUAUUUGGCAGCACCUUCGAUUGUAACAGCAAACAAUGCUCUGGAGGCUCUGGACCACCCACUCAACCGACCACUACUUUACCAUCCCUUCCCGGAACCACUGCUGCACCAGGCGCAGGAACAACCCUUGGCCCAAGCGUUUGUUAUGGCCAGGCAAACGGAACCAAAAUCGCCUACCCAAAUAGCACCAAUCUAUACUUCUUAUGCACUAACGGAGUAGCAAGUAUUUGGCAAUGCCCUUCCAAUGGUGCCUUCAAUCAGACGACUCAAAAAUGUCAAGGUGGUACUGGUGGUGGUGGAACUACAAAUCCAGGAACUGUAUCCUGUCCAUCAGGUGUCAAUACCUUAUUGCCUGCCCCGAACAAUUGUCAAUAUUAUUAUUCGUGUGUCAAUGGAGUAGGGACGCUAAUACAAUGUCCAAACGGUUAUUACUUCACCCCAUCCAUGUCAGCGUGCACAAUCAACAAGCCAUCGAAUUGCGGCAGUGGUACAUCAGUAAUUUCAAAUUACGACCCAAAUAACUACUUUCCAGUUUAUGGAUCAAAUAUAAAUUACGGAUCUGACUAUUAUGAACCCAACUAUUAUGGAUCCAACUAUUACGGAUCCAACUAUUACGGGUCCAACUAUUACGGAUCGAACUACUACGUGCCCAACUACUAUCCAAGCUAUGGAGUGGGAUAUAAUUAUGGAUCAAACUAUUGGCGUCGUCGAUCUUAGUAUCACAAAACAGCAUAACACAUGUUGACUUAAAAGUUAUCUACAUUGUAUGAAGUAAUCCUUGGCAAAUAAAAAGUAAACACCACAACUGGAUUGCA